GCCAUCCAGUGCACGGACCAACAGCGCAUUUGGAACAGAACGCUCGCUCCGCACAGAGUCUUGGGCAGUUCGCGACAGCUGGCCUUUGAACUGACAUCAGAUAGUCCACCAAUCAAAGUUGCAAAUGGUGAAUUCACCAUUGAAUUGGAACCAGUAGUCCGAUACGAUUGUACAGGUAGCCUACUUGAAAAUUGCACAGUGUUCUUCAAGAUCUACAAAGUUGCAGCUACAUCAGUGGUCCUCAGCUCCAGACAUGGGUGUGAAGGUGCUCCAGUGCUUCCCCUGGUACAGACGCUGUAAAGAGCGAUGCAAGGCUAAACAGUGCCCCCCACCUGCAGUCCCCAGUGAGGAGAUGAAGCCCCGCCUGUCAUCCACAGUGUCGUGUGGUAGCGAGGGCGAGAGCAGCAGCAGUCUGAGUGGCUCUCAGAUCUACUUCUCCACCAAGGCUCGCCUCUCCUUCAGACACCAGAUGGACAGCAACUUCAACGCAGUGGACGCCACCUGCUGAAUAGAUCAGCCCCGACGUGCCAAGUAGUGUUCAUUAGGCAUCAAACGGAAGAAAAAGGACUGAAAUAGGGAGGGAAUACCUGGGCUUGUCUGAUAAGAAACGCUCAUUUUUGGUUUCCGUUGUGAAACAUUUUUGCUACGGUGUACCCCAAUGAAUACGACCCUGGCUUACAGUGCUGGGAAUGACACUUUAGUAUCUACUGAGGCAUCCCUCCUGUCAUCAUCACCAUCGCCCAAAAAUGAACUCUCGCCCCUCCACUAUGACAUCCAUUAUUAUAGAUCAACAGAACAUAGAAUGUAAAGGACUGAGACUUGAUCUACUCAGUGGUACCUAUAUACUCGACGUUCGUUCUCAACUCCCCCUUCAGAAGUGACUGUGAAAGGAUGAAUAUAUCACAGUAGAUUAAGUUCUUCACUAGAGAAAUGCUGAAUGCACUGCUGGUGUGGCUAGUAGAGAUGGAAAAAUGUUUACUCCAUUACCAACCAAGUGCAUCAUUUUCCUUUUCUUUUUUGGGGGUGGGGGGGGGCAGGUAAAAGACAACUGCAAAUUCAAGUCUUUAAAAUACUAGCUGUUGAAUACAACAAGUAAAUGAUGCACUCCCAACUUUAAAUACAGGCUUUUUUGUUUUUAUCCUAACACUAUCCUAACUUGCUGAGAAAAACAUGGUAACUCGAUUUUGAUUGGUUUGGCUGAUGAAGAUACUAAUGAGUUUGUGCCUUUUUACCUUUUUUGAACAUUUCCUCAAUUAAAUUCAGUUUGGUGCUGGCUGUC
This is a messenger RNA of Salvelinus namaycush (lake trout), 1279 nucleotides long. RefSeq lists its product as uncharacterized. The record is from RefSeq and is a predicted model, not a curated record. The coding region runs from base 254 to 508 and encodes 84 amino acids. The transcript is spliced from 3 exons. NCBI's taxonomy places the organism in Eukaryota, Metazoa, Chordata, Actinopteri, Salmoniformes, Salmonidae.